This is a messenger RNA of Bemisia tabaci, 5318 nucleotides long. It is a transcript of the gene PIG-L, whose product is annotated as phosphatidylinositol glycan anchor biosynthesis class L. The record is from RefSeq and is a predicted model, not a curated record. Lineage: Eukaryota; Metazoa; Arthropoda; Insecta; Hemiptera; Aleyrodidae. Gene Ontology annotation, cellular component: endoplasmic reticulum. Gene Ontology annotation, molecular function: N-acetylglucosaminylphosphatidylinositol deacetylase activity.
GCGUUACUAAUAAGUUUGAAACGCCUUCAAAAUAGAAAGUAUGUAGCAUAACUUAUGUAAAAUGACAAUUGUUGCAUAGUAUAUUGAAGGCGAAUUGGAAGCACAGGAAACACAUUUGAAAUACUGUAUUUAAAUUUUGAGUUCUCCGUAACGUCAAGAAAAUUUCAUUUCAUCAAUGAUUUAUUCUCUAUCUGUGCUGCCCUUUGAGCUGUCUAAUUAUCAUUUCAAUUGUGAAAGUCUAGUAAGCAGCAAAUAUUCAUUUUAAAUCGUUUAAAUGUGACAUCCUUGCAAUGUUUAUUUUUUGCAAUGAGAUAACCUACAAAUAAGGGGACUCUCUUCUUGUCUGUCUUGGUAGUCAAUAGUCAAUUAGUAGUUAGUUCUCAGCAAAUUAUUAUUUAUGUUAUUUAAUUUAGUGUGACAUUUUUUGAUGGAUGUCAGUGUUUUUGAGUACCUUUACGGAAAGGAUAUUUCACACGAUGGUAUCAGUAGUUUUGACGGGUACUCCUGGAAACACUCCCUUUGGACUUUGUAUAACAGCUUCUUCAGUUACCUAGAGGAAAGAUUAGUUAUUCUCAUAUCUGGUGUACUAAGUUAUUUUGUAACAAGCUUCUUAGCAUACUACUUAAUUGUAUUCUUCUUAAAAUCAAAUCGUGGAUUCAUUCAUCACAUUCGAAGCUGUCGUAGAGUUUUACUUAUCACUGCUCACCCUGAUGACGAAUGUAUGUUUUUUGGACCUGUCAUUCUCCAGCUAAUCAAGGAAUCGUGCAAUGUUUACCUGUUGUGUCUAUCUCAAGGCAAUUAUGAUGGCAAAGGUGCACUGCGUAAAGAUGAGCUGUGGAAAAGUUGUAACAUCCUUGGUAUUCCAGAAAGUAAUAUCUUCCUUUGCAGGAACUCACAGUUAUCUGAUGAUCCUAAGAUGAGGUGGAAGAAGUCAGUCCUGUCUCCGAUUAUAUUAUCUCAUAUUGAGAUUUUCCAAUGUGAUACUGUCGUUACGUUCGACCAAUCUGGUGUAAGUGGGCACAUAAACCAUCGAGCCAUAUUUUUCUCCAUGUGUGAUAUCAUUGACUCCAAUAAACUUCCAUCAUAUUGUAAAGUUUACUUUUUAGAAACUGUGAAUCUAUUACGAAAGUAUUCAUCAUUUGCAGAUACUUUGCUUAGUUUUAUUCUGUCCUCCUGUUGGUACUCUGUCAAUUUUCAAGAAUCUCAACGGUUAAAGGAAGCAAUGAAAGCUCAUAAAUCACAGUUUGUCUGGUUUAGGAAGCUGUACCUUCUAUUUUCUAGGUAUGUUUUUAUUAACACUCUUCGCGCAUCGGACAGUCUUGACUUAUGUUUUGAUUUUGAAGAUUGAUCUGAAGUCUGAUGUUUGACAAGGAUGGAUUUGAAUACCUUGAGAUUGAUUUAUAGUUACCUAAUGAUAAAGAAAUCUGAAAAGAACAUUUUCGCAUUUGACUCUGCACUAGCAUGUGAUUCAAACCUUGUGCUAAGGCUUUUUUUUGACGGGUCAUGGUAGAGCGUCUAAUGAGCUGUGUAAGCUCAAUUGAGAAUUAGCUUUUAAGCUAACGGGUCCUCAACUUAUCUGUUGUGUUCUUCUUUAAUUACCUUAAUGUGCAAUGAGCUUCAUUUAUAUUCAACUUAAACUCUAAAUUCAUGAGACUGCCUCUUGAUCAAGUUGUUCACUUACUUUAGACUUAUAUCUUUCUGUGGUUGUUUUUUUUUUCUCCUUUUUUUUCUUUCUCUCUUUUUUUCACAAGCCAUGUAAGAAUUAGUUAACAUUAGCAUUUCAAAAUAUGAUUCUCAUCUCAAAAUAAGAAUUUAUGCCGAUGGAAAUUGGGUUUGAAGUUAAACCCCUCCAUGCUCUUGAAGCUACAGUCCCCUUAAAAGUUUUCAUUUUUUUUUUUUUUUUCAUCUGGGAAAAUAUUUGAAUCGUAUGUAUACUACUUACAUAACUUUACUCCCAGAAUUCCAGUCCAUUCAUGCAAAGCAUAGAAUCAAGAUAUUACAUUUCAUGUUGCAUGAAAGUGAUAAGAGAGAUUAUGGAAUCUAGUCAGCAAAGUGCAUAUAUGUGAUAAAGUCGGCCAGAACAAAAAUAGAUUUUGAUUGUUUCAGUGCCUCAGAAUUGGCAUUCUCUACUCUUGCUUUGCACGAUUGAUAACUAAAGUUAGUGCUCUAACAAUUCUCCAACAAUUUCUCAGGCAUAGAUGUUUACCGACUUUAACUCUUCAGAUCAGUAUCACUUUGUAACUAACCAAUUGAAGACAUGAAUGCAGCACUUUUGAAUAAUUCAUUCAAUAACAGCUAUACAAGUAGACCCAUCCUUGUAAGACACUAUUCAAUAUUUCUCAGAAGCAUCCACAUCAUAUCUAUGAGUAAUGUCUCAUUACUUUUAGAAUAUUUCCUGUGUCACACUUCAAACCUGAAAGAGAUGAUUUCUGAAAUAUGUUUCUCCUCAUCAUUCUGUAGACUAAUUACCUGGCAAUUUUUGUUGUAUGCCCAAGAUAAAAGAAUGAAGGAUAAACAAUUUGUCUGGUUUUUAGAGAUAUUUGUUCAACUUCUCUCUUAAAUUUUUGAUGGAAUACCUAAUCUGAUGAAGAUCCCUUAAUUUUCUUUUUGGCUUCAGAUACCAAAGCUAUACAAUACUUUUUAUUCCAUGCUUUUACUAUCUGCAGUUGCAAAAUUUGAUAACCUUAUUAUUCUAAAAUCUCGUAUCUCUUAUUAGAUUUAAUGAAAUGAAGCUUCUUCAUAUUAAAGAGACACUAUUUUUUCCAUCAACAUUAACAUUCAUAAACUAUGCUAUUGUUUUACGUAAUUUAAGCACUCAACAUAUAUCCAAUACAUAUUCUACUCGUGAACUACAUACUAUUUUAAUUACUUACAACUUAAAACUGUCUUGUUAUAUUUAUCUCUCUCUUGGAAAAUCAAUUCAAUUUUUUAAUUCGAUGAUCUUCCUCUCUGGGAGGAAUCAUCCAUAAAUACUAAUCAUAAGUCAUUUGUCGCAACAAUUUUUUUUAUUUGGAGGAAAAAUUUUAUUUUUGUGAGAGUCAUGAUUUUAAUUGAUCUGUCAGGGGUAUUUUGGGCAAGGCUCCCAUUGAAAUUAAUACUCAGCUCUCAGUAACGUGAAUCCUGGCAAUUGUGACUUCAAGUUGAUACGAGAGUGACCAUUUGAAAAUUGCAAAUUUUUUUCUGUCUUUACUCAGUAAGCAGCCGUGAAAUGAUACUUGUUGAUCAUCAUAUCUUUUUUCCUAAUUUGACCAGCCACCUCUUUUUUUCGCUUUUUCGACCAUUUUAUGAUGCAAAACUAAACACUCACGAACUCUUUGAGACUGAUUUUGCUCUUUGUUUGUAGUUAUUAGGUCCAAUUUUUAUAAACCAGUAAGAUGUUUUUAUCAUCAAGUUCUUUACCUGUCUGAUAUUUGUUUGAAGUUUAACUGACAACUAAAACUCGAUUUGAGUCUCAAUCCUACAUUUCAAGAUUGAAUGUAAUAGAACAAUUUUUAGUUUUAUCAAAACUAGCAGAAAGAAACGGUAACAAAUUUGAAAUUAUAAUUUAUCCCAGUAAAAAGACAGAACUUUUUCUCCUUCUCUCUUUUUUUAGUGUGCUUAUAGGUUAUUUUAAUUCAAUAGUAUGCCAAAACUAGCCUUUUGUUUUCUUAAUAAGUUGCACAACCCCUAUACCAUAUAGAGUUAAUAUAUUUGAUGUGUUUUCCUCUUUUAUUUUUUAGUCUAAAACCUUAAAAUAAAAGGCAACCUAAAAUUUAGGUUGAGAGUAUGUUAGAAGGAUUUUAAUGUGUGUUACUUAUAAGUUUUCAUUUUUAGUCAAGGAUUAGAUUCUCGUUUCCUUUUCCUUCAUUCACUCGAUUUUCCUCUUUAUGUUUGUCUUCAUGCCCUUUCAUUGAAACGCAGACAUACAGACCUCGGCAUGUGUUUUGUGUUCUGUCAGAAGGUGUCCCAUUUUUUCUAAUAGAUCCAUACAGUAAUAAGUAAAUUUUCAUUUUGAGAGUAAUCUCUCAUACUUUCGUCAUUGUUAAUUUCUAAAAAUGCUCUGACCCUAGUAAUGGUGGAUACCACAUAGAAUAGAAAGAGAAGUUUGAAAAACUCAUGAAUUAAGUGAUCAUGUCAGAGAAUUGAUAGAGAUGAAGAAGUCAUGUUCUCCUCAAGAGAAAUAUUCUGAUAGAAGUCUUUGAGUGAAAUUUUAAUUUACCAGUUACCAACCAGAUUUGACAUGAUUCUGAAACCUAUUAUUGCACUGAAUGUUUUAAGCAAAAUAUUGAUAGUAUAAAAUGGUAAAAAUCAAAAUCGAAUUAAAAAUGCACUUAAUUUAUUGAAGAUCUAAUGAAAACUAUGCUAAGCAAUCUGUUCGUAGAGCUGGUGAGGUCUUUAAUUCUGUAAGAUAUUUCGUGUCUAUGCUGCCAGUAACUGGUGUUUGACUGAUGAACAAAUACUGCCCCUGAAAGAAGCAUAGUUCUUGAAUUUCUGUUUAUUAAUAAAAAAAAAAAAAAACGUACUUUUUUAAAAACAAAUUUACAGCUGAAUGAUAAAUUUCUUAAAAUACUUGAAAGUCACCCCAAGUUCUUAGAGAUGACGUUAUUCUGGGUUUAAGAAAGAGGAAAUUUGCAAUUGAGGUACUUGCUUCCAGGCUUUCUACAUUUGAAAAAUGGAACUGUUAUAUUUCUCUGCAACAGUAUCUUAGGAUUUUUACAAUUGUAGUUUUCUCUCAUCUUUUUCUUUCUUUUUCUAUGUCUUUUCAAUUUUUAUCAGAGAAGGAAAUGGCCUAAGAUGUCAAAGCGCCUCUUAAAAAUAAAUACUCUAUCACUACUACUUUAUAUCUUUCUUGAGAGAAUUGCUGUAUUAUACUCUUCCAAAUCUUUGUUGAAGAUUCAAUGAAAUUAUGAGGAAUAUUCAUGUAAGUUCCUCCCUGCCAUUUAGCAUUUGUUUCCCUGGGAAGGAAUAAACUUUUAUUCUGAAACAUAAUUGAAAGUGGAGAAAAGUAUCAUUUCUACAUUUCGACCUUCUAUCAUUACUAGGGUAGCGCACUAAAAUUUUUCAAGACUUCUCUUUUCAUAUUCCCCAAUUGUUUAUCGACAAUACAUGUUUUUAAUCCUUUUCAACAGCUGAAAUUUUCAAUGUACAUAACAAUUAUGAACUUAAGAUGAAGUAUCCUGAGAAAGCUUAACUCUAUUUUUAUACUCUCAAAAAUUUACUUUUUGAUUCUCUUUAUGACACCCAACACUUUCUUGCUCUAUUUACGUCUGUUAAUUGUUCAGAGAUUUUAAUGACCGAACUGAUGUACCUACAAUAAAUGUUUUUUGUUCCUCAACUAA